Molecule: messenger RNA, 2215 nt
Organism: Sturnus vulgaris (Common starling)
Lineage: Eukaryota; Metazoa; Chordata; Aves; Passeriformes; Sturnidae
Gene: CHRM3
Product: cholinergic receptor muscarinic 3
Biological process (GO): G protein-coupled receptor signaling pathway, coupled to cyclic nucleotide second messenger; saliva secretion; chemical synaptic transmission
Cellular component (GO): plasma membrane; dendrite; synapse
Molecular function (GO): G protein-coupled acetylcholine receptor activity; G protein-coupled serotonin receptor activity
Source: RefSeq, a predicted model, not a curated record
GCAGCGCUCGGCGCGGAGCGGGCGGUCUGGGGUCGCCGGGAACCGGGCAGAGAUCUUUAUGGUAUGGCAAAAUCUUUCAUCAGCCGAUGGUGUAAUGGACUACCAGUUGGAUGAUAUACAGUCAUCUGAAACAUGAUAUAUACCUCUCCUCUUCCGUGUCCAUGCCUACAUGCUGACACAGUACCAGUUCUGUUUCCAAAAGAGGAGUUCACAGAAUUACAGUGUCUGAUCCAACUAGCUGCUCUGAUGAUCCUCACUGGACCAUACUAUGUCAGAGAGCCACAAUGAUCAUGCAAAAUAACAGUUCAUCCUCGCCUCUUUUUCCAAAUGUGAGCUCCCUCUGGAAGAGAGAUUCACAUGGAUCAGGACUCCUUGAUGAAGCAGCAUCACUCAUUGGCAGCUAUGAUUUUCCUCAGACUACAGAGAGUUUUCCUUUCUCCACUGUGGAAUCAACAAACAUGACCCUAAAUGCCACAAGCAAAGACCCUCUGGGUGGACACACUGUCUGGCAGGUAGUUUUGAUUGCUUUCCUCACUGGGAUUCUUGCACUGGUGACCAUCAUAGGAAACAUCUUAGUGAUUGUUGCGUUUAAGGUUAACAAACAACUGAAAACAGUCAACAACUACUUCUUGCUGAGCCUUGCUUGUGCAGAUUUGAUCAUCGGUGUUCUUUCCAUGAAUCUUUAUACCACGUACAUCAUCAUGGACCACUGGGCCUUGGGAAGUUUGGCCUGUGAUCUUUGGCUCUCCAUUGACUAUGUCGCCAGUAAUGCCUCUGUCAUGAAUCUCCUCGUGAUAAGUUUUGACAGGUAUUUUUCCAUCACUAGGCCACUAACAUACAGAGCCAAACGAACAACUAAAAGGGCUGGGAUAAUGAUUGGUUUAGCAUGGAUCGUCUCUUUUGUUCUUUGGGCCCCUGCCAUCUUGUUUUGGCAGUAUUUUGUUGGGAAGAGGACUGUGCCUCCUGAUGAAUGUUUCAUCCAGUUUCUAACCGAACCUGUCAUCACUUUUGGCACUGCCAUAGCUGCCUUUUAUUUGCCGGUCACCAUUAUGAGUAUUUUGUACUGGAGGAUCUACAAGGAGACGGAGAAACGCACCAAAGAGUUAGCAGGGCUGCAGGCUUCGGGCAGUGAAGCAGAGGCAGCACGCUUUGUGCACCAGACAGGCAGCUCCCGGAGCUGCAGCAGCUACGAGCUGCAACGGCAGAACAUGAAACGCAGCUCCCGAAAGAAAUACAGACGCUGCCACUUCUGGCUCACAAUGAAGAGCUGGGAGCCCAGCACAGAUCAGGGGGACCAAGAGCAUAGCAGCAGUGACAGCUGGAACAACAAUGAUGCUGCUGCCUCCCUUGAAAAUUCAGCCUCCUCUGAUGAAGAAGACAUUGCUGCAGAGACCAGAGCCAUCUAUUCAAUUGUGCUGAAGCUUCCUGGUCACAGUGCUAUCCUCAAUUCCACAAAACUACCCUCCUCGGAAGAUUUGCAUGAGUCAGGGGAUGAACUGCAGAAAUCCGACACAGAAUCCAAGGAAAAGAAACCUAAAAAAUUGCACCCUCCCAAAAGUGUUCAGGAUGGUGGAAAUUUCCAAAAGAGCUUUACUAAGCUUCCAAUUGAACCAGAGUCAGAAGAGACAACCACAGCUUCUGAUGGCAUCUCGUCAGUGACCAAGACGUCGACAGCCCUGCCCUUGUCCUUUAAGGAAGCAACCCUGGCAAAAAAGUUUGCCUUGAAGACCAGAAGUCAGAUCACAAAACGAAAACGAAUGUCACUCAUCAAAGAAAAGAAAGCGGCACAGACACUCAGUGCCAUUUUGUUUGCCUUCAUCAUUACCUGGACCCCAUAUAACAUCAUGGUUCUGGUGAACACCUUUUGCACCUGUAUCCCCAAAACUUUCUGGCACCUGGGGUAUUGGCUUUGCUACAUCAAUAGCACAGUGAACCCCAUGUGCUAUGCACUGUGUAACAAAACAUUCAGAAACACUUUCAAGAUGCUGCUGCUGUGCCAGUGUGACAAACGAAAACGACGCAAGCAGCAGUAUCAGCAAAGGCAGUCCGUCAUUUUUCAUAAGCGGAUCCCUAGGGAGGCUUCUUAGAAUAGUAUUUUUUACAUAAAAAAAUAACGAAGCAGGGAUGUGAUGGGAUGGGACAGGGUGAGAUGGGAUGUGAUGAGAUAGGACAGAACAGGAUGGCAUGGGCAGGAUGGGCAGGAUAGUGAGGGAUG